ACUGAUAUUCUGAUACACACACUUCUCGCGCUUCUCAACAAACUCACUGUCUCACUUGCCUAAUUUCUAAUAAUUUUAAAUGUUUUUCUGAAUAAGUACAUUUUGAAUACCAUCCUCCACUUUAUUAUCACUUGAUUGAUAAAGCGAAUAUCGAAUUCUCAGAUACGAGAAAUUAAAAAUUUUAUAUCGACGUGGACCUUCGGAAGAAUCAUUUCCUUUUAUAACCUGUGCACUGAAACCUUGAAUGGAUCUUUUUUGGAUGUUGACAAAUGUUUUGUUGAAAAAACAAAUGGCAUAAAUUUUGUUUUUAUUAAACCAUAAGCAUCAAGUGUUAUUUUUACAAAUUAAUAAUAUGGCCGCACUAAGUGGUUUCGUUGACUUCUUUCAAAAAGGAAAGACAUUCAGACCGAAAAAGAGAUUUGCCCAUGGGACACUAAGAUAUUCUCUACAUAAACAAGCACAAGCUUCUCUCAACUCAGGUAUAAAUUUACGCACUGUUGUUAAAUUGCCACCUGGAGAGGAUUUGAGUGAUUGGAUUGCUGUUCAUGUGGUUGACUUUUUCAACAGAAUAAAUCUAAUAUACGGAACAGUUUCGGAAUAUUGUGAUUCUGCGACAUGUCCGACUAUGAGUGGUGGAGCAAGAUUUGAAUAUUUGUGGGCCGAUGGAGAGAAAUAUAAAAAACCAACAGCCUUACCAGCUCCUCAAUAUGUUAAUCUUUUAAUGGACUGGACUGAGAAUCAAAUUAAUAACGAGAAUGUCUUCCCAGUAUCGACUGAUGUACCAUUUCCGAAAACUUUUAUUCCACUUUGUCGAAAAAUCUUGACUCGCUUAUUUCGAGUGUUCGUUCACGUUUAUAUUCAUCAUUUCGACCGAAUAGUCGCAAUUGGAGCGGAGGCUCAUGUAAACACAUGCUACAAGCACUUUUACUACUUUGUCACAGAAUUUGAAUUGAUAAAUCACAAAGAAUUAGAACCGUUGGCAGAAAUGACAUCGAAAGUGUGUAAAGACACUACAGAUGCAACAACGACACAUUCAAGAUAGUUCACUUGAAAUAUUAAUUGCUUAUAAUCAUUGCUAUCAAAUUUAUAAUAAUAAUAUUAAUAAUAGUAGUAAUUGAUUUUCUACUAGAUUCGUAUAAUAAUGGGAAAAUAUUAUUAUUCGAAUGUCAUUCGUACAAUCCAAUUACGACAAUAUAUUGAGAGGAAAGAAUUUCAUUACAUUUUACAAAGCAUCUUAAUUUAUAAAUGGAAAGUUUAGAAUUUAUAUGUAUAUAAAAAUUUCUUUGAAUUUUUUUUUUCUCAGAUAUUUUACUCCAUUAGGCAUUAGAUACAAUAUAUAUUGAUCCGACUAAAUAGUUGUUUUUAUAUAACUUUUAUCAAGUACUUAAUUGAUUUUAAUUGAAUUAAUUAAUUGAAUUACACUUCGAAUCACGAAUAAUUGGUAAAUUAAUUAAUUAAUUGAAUUUGGAAUAAAUAUUUAUACCAAGUAAUAUUUAGACGAUAAAGUUGAUGUAAUAGACAUUUUAGGUACUUUUGUAAGUCUCGAAAAAAGAAUCAAAUCUGAUUUUUCUACAAAAAUGAAUUGUUUAUAAAUUCGCGCAUAAUAUUGGUGUUAUGAAUAAUUUUUUUUGUUAAAUUUAGUAAGUACGAUUUUUUUUGUAACAGUAAAUGUUCUAGUCAACAUUAAAUCUGAUUUAUUUUAAACAAA
Leptopilina heterotoma is the source of this 1708-nucleotide messenger RNA. RefSeq names its product MOB kinase activator-like 3 (gene Mob3). The transcript has 5 exons. Gene Ontology annotation, molecular function: protein kinase activator activity. Bases 353 to 1042 code for a protein of 229 amino acids. Lineage: Eukaryota; Metazoa; Arthropoda; Insecta; Hymenoptera; Figitidae. Gene Ontology annotation, biological process: positive regulation of protein phosphorylation; signal transduction. The record is from RefSeq and is a predicted model, not a curated record. Gene Ontology annotation, cellular component: cytoplasm; nucleus.